UUUUGGAAUUUUAGGUACCUAAGAACACUUUCAAAUGAAGAAAGAGCCUUGCAGGAACUUUCAGCGCGGCAGCUGUCAGUAUGGUGAAAGGUGCAAAUUUCUUCAUGUGACUCCGCAACAGUCAAAGUCUAAUGCAUUUGGAUUUGGCACUCAAUCCAAUUCAAACCAACAACAAAAGCCAAAUCCUUUUGGUUUUGGAGUCCAGAAUAAUGCUCAGUCAAAAGGGGCCAACGAUUUUGGAAAGCCAAAGUCUAAUGCAUUCGGAUUUGGCACUCAAUCCAAUUCAAACCAACAACAAAAGCCAAAUCCUUUUGGUUUUGGUGUCCAGAAUAAUGCUCAGUCAAAAGGGGCCAACGAUUUUGGAAAUAAACAGACCCAGUUUAAGAAUACAUGGACCCGAUCUUCUUCCAGCAGUGGCGCCCCUUCAUCACGGCAGCCUGAUAAUCAGGCACAGGCAACAAACCAUAGAUGCAAUGAUCCUGACUCCUGCAAACGCAUUAUUGCUGAAGAUUUUGAGCAUGAAAGACCCCUUUGGAAGCUUACAUGCUACAGCCAUUGGAAAAAUUCCCCUUGCGACAUUGUUGGUGAUGUCAGCUAUGAAGAAUUGCGGGCAGCAGCAUAUGAUGAUGCAAAACGUGGUUUACACUUGCAAUCAAUUAUUGAGCGAGAGAGGAAUUUACUCAGUGCAAAGUUAGCAGAGUUUGAAAAUCUUCUUCGUAAUCCCUAUAAGGGACCAGCUGGAUCUAGUCCGGCACAACAAAUCCCAUUUCCGGGGGCCACUCCAGCUGGAUUUUCUCCCACUCAAAACAAUGUAGGUCCUUCAGUCUCCAGUUUUAGUCAGCUGGGAGCUUCGCUUAAUACAGGAUUCUCACAGGGGCCUUCUGUACAUUCCAAUAACACCUUUGGUCAACCAACUUCAUUCUCAAAUUCAUCUCAAUCCCCAAAUGUAUUUGCAGCGAACAAUGUUUCAUCGGCCAAUGCCUAUUCAUUCGGUAACCAACAUCCCAACCAGUCGGUAGCAGCUUCCUUCCCUGCAAACAUGGCUAACUUCAGCAACAGUAGUGCCAUUAAUCCUGCUAUUAACCAAUUUUCUGCAGCGGCAUUACCAACUCAAAACCUGAGUUCAUCCAGCAGCCAGUCUCCUGCUGUCUUUAACAUCCCACUCCCAAAUUCUAAAGCAGAUGGACAAGCAACUACGGAUGUUCAGUUAGGAAAUAAUUUGAUGACGAAGGUUGUUUCUGGGGAUUCAAGUAUUUGGUUAAAAGAGAAAUGGACUCCUGGAGAGAUCCCUGAAGAAGCUCCUCCAGAUGCCUAUGUUUAGCAGGGAUUCUUGUCAGUUUAUAUACAUGUUAUGCAGGCAUCAUCUGCUGUUACCAUCUGAUCUGAAUGGCUUGAUCUAUCAAUUGAUCCAUAUGGUGAAAUUUCUCUUUUUAGAAAGAAACUAAUAUGUAUGAACUGUAAAACAUAUGAUUGUAUUCUUAAAUUCUAAUUGAUUUUGUGUGUAACAUUCCCUGAGCUGACUGCACAAGUAGUUGCCUAGGCCAAAAUUCAAGCUAAAUGGUUUCUAUGA
Molecule: messenger RNA, 1570 nt
Organism: Hibiscus syriacus
Lineage: Eukaryota; Viridiplantae; Streptophyta; Magnoliopsida; Malvales; Malvaceae
Product: zinc finger CCCH domain-containing protein 16-like
Exons: 11
Coding region: 35-1321 (428 amino acids)
Molecular function (GO): metal ion binding
Source: RefSeq, a predicted model, not a curated record